Molecule: messenger RNA, 1822 nt
Organism: Anguilla rostrata (American eel)
Lineage: Eukaryota; Metazoa; Chordata; Actinopteri; Anguilliformes; Anguillidae
Gene: ucn1
Product: urotensin 1
Exons: 2
Coding region: 1293-1799 (168 amino acids)
Cellular component (GO): extracellular region
Molecular function (GO): hormone activity
Source: RefSeq, a predicted model, not a curated record
GUUUGUGUUCAGUAUUUCAGGUUAAAUGUCUGAAUUGAAAGGGCAUUUCCUAUUAUGUUUACACUUUGAGUCUACUGUACUCCACAUCUGAAAUACUCGCCUUCAAAGUCCCUUUGGAGCCUGAAGAUUAAUUGCCAACAUGUUCUUGGAUUAAGUAUAUGGUUUUAUUAGCAAUGGAAAUAGGCUUAAAUUCAUUGUUUAAAGGUAUGUCCAUGAAACUUGUAUAGCAAAAUGGAAAGAUCCUAAAUUACUAUUCAAAUACCUGUUCAAUAAAUCUACACUUAGAUAUGGUGUUACUUCAGAGCAAUUAGUGCACUGUCCCCAAUGAAUUUGUACGCAGAUUAAAUGUAAUUUUGGCUAAAAAGAAAGGUUUUAAGAGUAGUUUCCUGUCUUCAUUAUUAUUAUUAUUCAAAGAUGUGCUUUUCCUUUGUAGCUAAAUGAAGCGAAUUCAUCCUCUCCGACAUCUGAACAAGCGCCAAGCCUUUUUCAGGACCAUGGACAGGUCUCUCGGUAUGCAUGUGUCCGGCUCGCGGGAGCCUGCGGGGCUGUUCUACACAUUUACUCCGAUCUCUGCCAGAGAUGUUCGGCCAUGCGGAAGGGCAGCACGACAUCAGUCAUGCCACCUUUCGAUAUUGCUAAGAGGUGCUGUUCUCUUUACGUAGAUGCCCCCAGAAAGUGUUGGAGAGACUGUGGUUCUGAUUCAAGCAUAGCCUACUCGCACAUUCACUCGUGAAUCCACUUGGAAAGAUCCAUUCACAGACAGCAAUUCGAAGUUUAAGCCUAACUGUCUACUGUUGAGCUGUUAAGGAGUAUGUUUCCAGAUCGCACUGCAUUAGGAUUCGCUGUCUACAUUGCAUCUCGUCGUCCUGGGCAGAAUUUACGGUGAUCCUGUACAAAUGCGAUACACACUACGACCCUCAGGUAAAAAUGGGACCGAGGUGAAAUGAGGUAGGCUAUCUUACGUCUACCUUGAGGGGGGGGGAAAAAGAUCGAAAAAUGACCUGCUUUUAGAUGUCUCGUUCUGACAGGGUUUGCGAGAGCAUCAUCUGAUGUUCCUCGCACUCUUGCCUGUAGUUCCAUCGGAGUCGUCUAAUUUACAAGCAGUUUAUGCACUUCCACUGACGUCAAUGGAGCAGUCUUGGAUGCAUAUAAACAUUCGUCAAGAAGCGUUCCAUUCCAAUCUCAUCCAAGCAGGACUUUUCGGACCAAGGUCUUGAGUACCACUUUUCUAACCUGUAUAAAACUUUCCAAGCUUCAGAAGAACAGGACCCCACGAUUUGCGCCUAUCCAUUAUGAAGCCCGUUCCGCUGGUCCUGCUGAUAGCCACAGUACUUCUGACUUCUCACAUCCCCCCGAGCGCCUGUCGACCAAGGGACCUCAGCAGAUUCGAUGGGCACGGUUACAAAACCCAAAUGGACGAGGUCUUGUUGAAAGCGGGCGACAACGCCGUCUCAUACCUCAUAGGAGAAAAGAUUCUUAGGUAUUUGCAAAGAAAUCCAAGAUUCCAGAAGGGUCUCCUGCAGUUUCCUUUAGACAACCUCCAGGUUAUGACGCCACUCACUACAAAGGAGCUCGGUCACCUGGCGCGCAGUUUGCCGCUCACAGAAGAGGAGCGGUCGCUGGACGAAGGCAACAGUCUGGAAGACUUCGCGGAGCUUUCCAAGAGGAACGAUGACCCGCCAAUCUCCAUUGAUCUCACUUUCCACCUGCUGAGAAAUAUGAUAGAAAUGGCGAGGAUCGAAAGUCAGAAAGAACAAGCGGAAAUAAACCGCAAGUAUCUAGAUGAAGUUGGCAAAUGAUCUUUACCAUUGAAACAAACGAA